UCCUUUAACUUCAACAUCACUUCAUCAAUAUCCACCUCAACACAAACACAAAAAGACUAGCCAAGAAAAAAAGAAGCAAACAACACAAGAAGAAAAAGAAACUACACUCAAUCAAUCUCUAUUUCAGUGUUGUGUUCAAGAUCCAGCCAAUGGUGAAAACAGAGCAAAAAACUCUAUCAUCAGAAUCAAACAAGACAUUAAUGGCAUUGUCAUCAUCUUCAUCAACUUCAAGCAGCAACAACAACAACAACAUGAAGAUGAAGAAGAACAAGUACAAGGGAGUAAGAAUGAGAAGCUGGGGAUCAUGGGUAUCAGAAAUAAGAGCACCAAAUCAGAAAACAAGAAUCUGGUUAGGUUCAUAUUCUACCCCUGAAGCUGCUGCUAAAGCUUAUGAUGCUGCACUUUUAUGCUUAAAAGGCCCUUCUGCUUCUCCUAAUCUCAACUUCCCAUUCAACUCUUCCUUUUAUCACCACAUUGAUCACACUUCCACAACCCUAAACCCUAAAGCCAUCCAACGUGUCGCUGCUGCUGCUGCCGCCGCCACUGAAGGCAGCGAAAAUAUAGGAUUAGUGUCAUCAUAUGAUGACAGUAACCCUAUUUUAUCUGCAUCCUCAUCUCCGCCACUUUCAUCUUCAUAUUCUUCUUCACCAUUGAGUCAUGCAGAUCAGUUUGAUGAUGUUUGUUUAUUACCAAAUGAUUAUACUACUACUACCACCACCACCUUUGAACAAGAAGAGAUAACAGCUGUGUCAAUGAUUGAACAAUGGUACAACUUUGAUUCACCAAAGUACAAUGACAUGCUACACGGUACAGUUUUCUUUGAUCCGCCUUCAAUGGAGGAUGUUUAUUAUGAAGAAGGAUUAUCCGCUGAUAUCCCUUUAUGGAGUUUUUGCUGAUCAUGAAGAAAAAGAAGAUCUCAGUUUCAUUAUUAACCAUAUUUGUUAAUUAUUCUUUAAAAGAAAAAAAGGAAAAAAAAAGGGAAUUUUUUAUGGGUGAUGUCAAGUAAUUUUUUCUUGAACAUCACUGAUAGGGACUAAUUAUAUUUACAUUUAUUAUUAGGAAAAAGGAAAAUAUAGGGACAUACAGAGAGAGAAAUCAUAUUUUCUGGACUCUCCCAUGUGAGUUCCUAGAAAAUUCCUGUUAUAGAUAUAUUCUUUUAUACAAGUGUGUCAUAUGCUGUAUCAUUUAUUGUGUACUCCAAGUGCAAUAAAAUAUGAUGGAAAAUAUUUGUUUUACCA
Lycium ferocissimum is the source of this 1238-nucleotide messenger RNA. RefSeq names its product ethylene-responsive transcription factor ERF014. The record is from RefSeq and is a predicted model, not a curated record. The transcript has a single exon. Gene Ontology annotation, molecular function: DNA binding; DNA-binding transcription factor activity. NCBI's taxonomy places the organism in Eukaryota, Viridiplantae, Streptophyta, Magnoliopsida, Solanales, Solanaceae. Gene Ontology annotation, biological process: regulation of DNA-templated transcription. The coding region runs from base 150 to 896 and encodes 248 amino acids.